AUGACGGCAACAACGGCUGUGGCUAAGAGAAUUGUUGUAGCUGGAGGGAGCGGCUUCCUUGGAGCGAGAAUAUGUCAAUCAGCUGUAGCUAGGGGGUGGGAAGUUGUGUCAUUAAGCCGUCACGGAGAACCGACAUGGGACACAGUCAGCCCUUCGGGCCAGGCCCCACGAUGGGCACAAAAGGUUGAAUGGGCAAAAGCAGAUCUCCUAGACCCCAGUUCGUACAGGGAGUAUCUUAAGAAUGUCUCUGCUGUUGUACAUUCGAUGGGCAUUAUUCUGGAGGCAGACUAUAAGGGCAUAUUACAGGGAAAGGAGUCUCCUAUUACCGGGAUACAGAAGAUGGUUGGGUCCUUUGCGGGCGUAACAACUGGCCCGGGCAAAAGCCAAAUGACAUAUCGAACAAUGAAUACGGAAUCAGCUAUCUCGCUUGCCAAAAAGACAACCGAGGAAAAUAUCCCAACCUUCGUCUAUAUAUCAGCAUCCUCUGGAGCUCCGAUCAUACCGCAAGGGUAUAUACUGUCCAAGAGAGAAACUGAAUCCUCUAUUAUGUCCAUGUUUCCAAAUCUGCGGAGUAUAUUUGUGAGACCGACCUUCAUGUACGACUCAUCUCGCAGGCUAUCUUUGCCCAUAGCGGUGGGAGGUAUGAUAGCUUCGGAGGUUAAUUUGUUAACUGGCGGAAAGCUCUCGGCCUUGGGCUCUAUGGCAGAAAAGCCUCUCAAAGUCAGCGUCGUUGGUGAAGCCGUAGUUGAGUCGAUCGAUGACGGUGACGUGGAUGGCGUCGUUAGCCCGAAGAAGAUUGAAGACCUAGCAACCAAAGGUUGGAGGAAAACGAUGCUUUGA
Messenger RNA from Trichophyton rubrum CBS 118892, 840 nucleotides. RefSeq names its product ubiquinone biosynthesis protein COQ11. NCBI's taxonomy places the organism in Eukaryota, Fungi, Ascomycota, Eurotiomycetes, Onygenales, Arthrodermataceae. Gene Ontology annotation, molecular function: protein-containing complex binding. The transcript has 4 exons. The record is from RefSeq and is a predicted model, not a curated record. The coding region runs from base 1 to 840 and encodes 279 amino acids. Gene Ontology annotation, cellular component: mitochondrion.